This is a messenger RNA of Toxotes jaculatrix (banded archerfish), 1752 nucleotides long. It is a transcript of the gene mllt11, whose product is annotated as MLLT11 transcription factor 7 cofactor. The coding region runs from base 127 to 387 and encodes 86 amino acids. Gene Ontology annotation, biological process: positive regulation of mitochondrial depolarization; positive regulation of release of cytochrome c from mitochondria; positive regulation of DNA-templated transcription. Gene Ontology annotation, cellular component: nucleoplasm; cytosol. NCBI's taxonomy places the organism in Eukaryota, Metazoa, Chordata, Actinopteri, Toxotidae. The record is from RefSeq and is a predicted model, not a curated record. The transcript is spliced from 3 exons.
CACGGUGAACGUGUGUCCGUUGUCUCGGUGAAAGCCGGUGACCGCGGAUCCUGCUGCUCUUUAACAACCUUUAAAAUGAUGUUCAGCUGAAAUAAAAGAAAAACCCGGAUCAUCUGAGAUUCAAAGAUGAUGGAGACGUCAAACAGCCAGUACGACUCCUUCCUCUUCUGGAGGCAGCCAAUCCCGGCCCUCGACCUGUCUGAGCUGGAGGACCUGGGUUUGACUGACAGCCAGCCGGCCAAUAGCAGCAAAGGAAAAGACAAGACGUCCAAACCAAGGAGUCAGGAUGAGGAGGCUGAGCUGGUGGAGUUUUCCUCCUUUAAUUACUGGAGAGCUCCCAUCGCUGACGUGGACGCUCUGCUGGCCGACCUCAACCUGCUGCUCUGAGACCAGCAUCACCUGACCUCUGAUCUGGAUCAGUCUCUGCAGACCCCCCCCCCCCCCACCAUUUUUCUUUUUCAGGAAACUCACCAAAAUAAGAGUCUGAUUCCGUACUCAGGUCUGCAGAGACUGGUCCUGAGUCAGAUCAGACGCCCUCAGCUCUGUGUUCACUCCCUGAUCAUCUGUGUGAGUGUGUCAGUGAAAAGGUUGUAAACUGAGAGGUUUGUCUGCAUGUGUCUCGAUCAGCUGUUAAACCAGAUCUGCAUGUCAGCUGAUCUUCAGAGUGUUUACACUGGAAUAAGAUUCUGAUCUAGCUCAGAGUUUGAACUGACAGCUUUCCCGUUUGAACCUCGUCCAUUUGAUUGUCCCCUCCUGUUUGUUAACGAGGUGGACGGACGAUUAGAAACACGACAUUGUUGUGUUGUAUGAAGGUGAAAACAUUCACAAAAGAGACGCAUUUGGAGGCUUUAUCCUGUAACCGUGAGAAGAGGUAACAAUCUCGUUAGAACUGGAACGCUUCAGAACCUGCUGCUUCAGGGCAGCUACAUACGAGCUAACCGCUGUAGCUCUUCACCAUCACGUUCAUCAAUAAAUUAGAAUGAUCAGAAAAAGUUUCCCUGAUGUUAGAAGAUCAGUGAGUGUGUACACGAUGUUACUUCUACAACAACCACGUGUUUAUUCUGUAAACAGUGGUCAUCACACACUGUGUGGAACUCUGGGAAGUGUGGUUCAGAAACAAACCUGCAGUGACCACCUCUCACCAGAGGUGUCGCUAGAGAGAGCAGAAGUUUCUGUGAAAGUUUCCAUCUGUUCACACGCGUGAAGACUUUUAAUGUUUAAUGUUGAUACUUCAGCUCAUUUAUGUCAUAAUCAAACCAGAAUAAUAAACCAUCCACGUUACUCAGUGACGUUAAUAUCACUCACUGUCUCAAACCCAGGAAAUAAGCCAUGAUGCCUCUGUCGUCUGACACAGUGAUGACUGAUAACCACUGACCUUUAACCUUUGACCUGAAUUAUGAGAUCAGAACCUCCUACUUACAAGAUAACGUCUCCAAAGGUAAAGCACCUUGUAGUAUUUAUCAUUUAUGCUCAUGUUGUUUAAGUUGAAUCAGAGUUUAUUUCAGAUAUUUGAGGAAUGUUUAUUGUGUCCUGUUGUGUCAUAGAAAUAAUUGUUUUCUUUCUUAAGUUAGAAAGUGUUGAGGUGGUGAGGCAGGAGCUUUCUUCUGGUUUCCAUCUGUGCCUUUGUGUUUGCUUUGAUCAUGCUGUGCGUCGUGAACGCUCACCGUCCGUCCUGCUUCCCUGCGAUCAGGCGUCAGACUCUCCUAAUGUCCUGUGCACCCAGUCAACAAUAAAAGAAAACAACCUUUGUGU